AUGGAGCAGCUAUCAUUCAAGGUCAACGAACUAGAACAUAGGCUAGCAGAAACCAGCAUGGAGGAAGGGAGUUCUGAAGGAAUCGCCAAGACAAACAGUCGUCGUCCGGACUGGGCGGAGGCAUCCAGCGAACAGCAGAUCGCUGCCCCGACAGUCGCAGUUAUUUCCAAGGAUAGCUGUUUGGAGUCUUCCCCAUACAGCGGCAGCGGCAACCCAGUGGGAUGGCUGUACCGCUGCGAGCAAUUCUUUCGUAACCAGCGCACGGAGGAUGAAACUGUAAAGUCUCCUCCUUUGGCCGGGGAUGGUAACUAUGCAGAAAUCCAAGAAACAGGAAUGCGCAAGAGAUAUAAGGUGGAUGGGCAGGAUAUGGAGGUAACUUUCUCUCAAGCUUAUAUUGAUGGCAUGGAUUUUGUGUUCAUAGACAGCCCUAUGUUCCGCAAUAUUGAGAAAAAUAUAUAUGGGGGUGGCCGAGGGGAUAUUUUAAAACACAUGGUUCGCUUCUGUAAGGCUGCUCUUGAGGUUCUCUUCUGUAAGUAUACCCGGUGCGUUCCUGUGAUCCACAACAUAGCACACCGAGGUCGUGGUCCAGUACACGAUUUUCGUUAUGUGGACCUUCCACAAAACUACUUCAAACUACAUGACCCAGGAGGUGGGGAACACUUCAAGGUCCUUGCAGCUGGCCUGAAAGCAGCAGAUUGUGUAGUCACGGUAAGCCAUGGUUACGCAUGGGGGCUGAAAACUAAAGGAAGCUGGGGUCUACAUCAAAUAAUAAAUGAGUGUGAUUGGAAGUUAAAGGGCAUCGUGAAUGGGAUUGAUGCAAAAGAAUGGAACCAACUUUAUGCAUUGAGCUAUGGGACAACCCCUGUUGUUCAUGCUGUUGGUGGACUGAGAGAUAAGUGUGCAGCCGUUUGA
This is a messenger RNA of Nelumbo nucifera (sacred lotus), 912 nucleotides long. Lineage: Eukaryota; Viridiplantae; Streptophyta; Magnoliopsida; Proteales; Nelumbonaceae. The record is from RefSeq and is a predicted model, not a curated record.